AGCCCGGGGGGGGGGGGGCGUCUCCGACCUUCGAGCGGGGGCGAGCAGACCCGCUGGUUCCGGGAGGCGCCGGGAGCGAGGACCCCGAUGCCGGCCAGCGGAGCCCGCGAUGGCUUCCGCUGGAGGCGGCGACUGCGAGGGCGCCGCGCCGGAGGCGGACCGCCCUCACCAGCGGCCCUUCCUGAUCGGGGUGAGCGGCGGCACCGCGAGCGGGAAGUCCACUGUGUGUGAGAAGAUCAUGGAGCUGCUGGGCCAGAACGAAGUGGACCACCGGCAGCGGAAGCUGGUCAUCCUGAGCCAAGAUAGGUUCUACAAGGUCCUGACUGCAGAGCAGAAAGCCAAGGCAUUGAAGGGCCAGUACAAUUUCGACCACCCAGAUGCUUUUGAUAACGAUUUGAUGCACAGGACUCUGAAAAACAUCGUGGAGGGCAAAACCGUCGAGGUCCCAACCUAUGAUUUUGUGACCCACUCCAGGCCCCCCGGACCCCGGAUCGCCAGCAGGGCCCAUCUCUGGGUCUCACCUCACAGGUUACCGGAGACCACGGUGGUCUACCCUGCAGAUGUGGUCCUGUUUGAGGGCAUCUUGGUGUUCUACAGCCAGGAGGUCCGCGACAUGUUUCACCUGCGCCUCUUCGUGGACACGGACUCCGACGUCAGGCUGUCGCGAAGAGUUCUCCGGGACGUGCACCGCGGGAGGGAUCUGGAGCAGAUUCUGACCCAGUACACCACCUUCGUGAAGCCGGCCUUCGAGGAGUUCUGCCUGCCGACGAAGAAGUAUGCCGACGUGAUCAUCCCCCGAGGGGUGGACAACAUGGUGGCCAUCAACCUGAUUGUGCAGCACAUCCAGGACAUCCUGAGCGGCGACAUCUGCAAGUGGCACCGAGGGUCCAAUGGGCGGAGCUACAAGAGGACGUUUCCCGAGCCGGGAGACCAUCCCGCGGUGCUGACCUCCGGCAAGCGAUCGCACUUGGAGUCCAGCAGCAGACCCCACUGAGCGGCGGGGUGCCCGGCCUCCCGGGCGGCCCCCCGCCCCCGCCCCGACAGACCGUCCCGGCUGUGUCCGGAGAUGCCUGCCCCCCCCCCCGCCCCCCGUGGACGCAGCUGCUGCUUCCUCUCUGCGUCUCACGGUACAGAUGGGGGGUGGGGGUGGGGGUGGAGCGCGAGGAUCACGGGGUUCCUCCCUGUUGUGGGCAGACCUGCACCUGUGACAUGCAGCCCCCCGGGAUGGCGGCAGGCCCUCCUGCUGCCUUCACCUGCUUCCUCACGUUCAGGAAGCUUCGAGUCCAUCUUUAAGUUACUGAGAAGCGUGCCACAGAACGUGUGGCGAGCAAGUCACGUAUUUCGGGAGCAUUGAGCAGCCCGCCUGGACGCCGCGGCUGUCCCAGUGUGUUCGACGGGAACCCGCAGCGUGAGGGACUUUGUCCAGGACGAUCUGGUUCCCACACAACGUGUGACCGAAACAUAGGUUUGGAGAGGGAGCGUUUCCCCUUUUUACGUGUUACACAUGCGAGUGUUUUGUUUCGUUGUUAUUUAUUCUACCGUUAGUUGUGACCUAGUGACGGAGUCUCGUGCCCCGCAGUGGGGUGCGACCCGGUCUGGCACGCACGGAUGUAGGAGCCACCGAGGGGUCUCCUUCCUCCUGGCCCGUGCGCCAAGGGCAGAGUCGAGGAAGGAGCCCUGGGAACAAGCUUUCCUUAGCCAGCCUCGGCCGCAGGGGACGGGCCCCACUCCCCCGGCCCGAGCCCCGUCCCCGGCCCUGCGGGUUGGGACAGGAGGCAGGCUGGCGCCCGCCGUGUCCACACACGGUCCUACUCGGGGUCAGGCCUCCCCGCUUGCAGGAGCCACCUGGGCCCCGUAUGCUCUGUGGACAGGCCUUCCCGAGUCGGGGCGCACCGUCCAAAGGCAGCCCGUCUCCCUGCACACACCUAGAGUCCGCGGCCGCACAGACGAUGCCCGGGCUCCAUGUUGUCCUGCUUUGUCUUCCCCUCCCCAGUGGCCCCGUUCCUGUAAAAGCGACGCUUUGCCGUUGCCACCAGCUAAACCGCACGGGCACUUCUGGUUUCCUUCUAGCGAGUACUGUGUGUAGUGACACGGAUGGGACCUCAGUUGGGCUUGGCCGAGCUCCGUGGCUGCUCUCUGAGGUGUGUGUGACAGUCUUGUCCAGCUUGUUUUCUCCCCUUCUGGAGAGAGAAUCAAUAAAUAACACGAGUUACCAAUA
Molecule: messenger RNA, 2218 nt
Organism: Prionailurus viverrinus (fishing cat)
Lineage: Eukaryota; Metazoa; Chordata; Mammalia; Carnivora; Felidae
Gene: UCK1
Product: uridine-cytidine kinase 1
Exons: 7
Coding region: 110-994 (294 amino acids)
Cellular component (GO): cytoplasm; cytosol
Molecular function (GO): kinase activity; ATP binding
Source: RefSeq, a predicted model, not a curated record